Motacilla alba alba is the source of this 3082-nucleotide messenger RNA. RefSeq names its product collectrin, amino acid transport regulator (gene CLTRN). The record is from RefSeq and is a predicted model, not a curated record. Bases 86 to 760 code for a protein of 224 amino acids. The transcript is spliced from 6 exons. NCBI's taxonomy places the organism in Eukaryota, Metazoa, Chordata, Aves, Passeriformes, Motacillidae.
CUUUAAUCCUGGGUCACACAAAGUUUAAGAGUGCUUUACAGGGGAGACUCACUUCUUUUUCCCUCAACCUUUCCAUGCUGACGGGAUGUUACGGGCUUUGCUGCUUGUAUUUUCUGUAGUUGCCAUUGCUCAUGCUGAGCUCUGCAAACCAGAUGCACAGAAUGCUUUCAAAGUACGGAUUAGUAUCAAAACAGCUUUGGGAGAUAAUGCAUAUGCCUGGGAUGCUAAUGAAGAGUACCUCUUCAAAGCAAUGGUGGCUUUUGCAAUGAGAAGAUAUUCCAGCAAGAGCACAACUCAAAUUUCCAAUGUGCUGCUCUGCAAUGUGACAGAUCGGGUGUCCUUUUGGUUUGUGGUCACAGAUUCUUCCAAAAAUGUGACAACUGUUCCUGGAAGUGAGGUAGAGGCAGCCAUCAGGAUGAACCGGAACAGAAUCAACAAUGCCUUCCUACUGAGUGACAAAACACUGCAGUUCCUGAAGAUAACCUCAACCUUGUCACCUCCUGUUGAACCCUCUACUCCUGUCUGGCUUAUUGUAUUUGGUGUUGUCCUUUGUCUCAUUGUGGCUGGGAUUAUUUUCCUCGUUGUUUCAGGGAUCCAGAAACACAAGAAAAAGAAUAAAGAGGCAACAGAGAGAGAAAAUUUAGAAGAGAAAGUUGAAGUGACACUAGAAAAUGGGAUUCCUUGUGAAGCACUGGAUUUAAAAGCAGGCCACAUUAACGGAGUCUUUGCAGCAGAUGAUGACCGGUUCACAUCCCUAUGAAAUGCUGCCACUGCUCUCUGGUGGUUUUCUGAAAGACUCCUGUGCCUGCCUUUUCUCAUCGCUACUCCUGAAUGUCAAACAUGAAGACAAGAAAAAUAUCCUUCGACGUAAUUUCCCUUGAGAGAACCUUUGUGAACCUCCAUUACAGUUCUUUUUCAUGAGCAACACAAAUAAGAAGGCCUCAGAUAAUAUCCAGGAAAGAUUUCCAGAAGAUGUGUGGCAGAACAGGGUUGGAACCUGCCUGUGCCAGGCAUCUCAUUUUUAGUGAUUAUUUAAAUAUGUCCAUUGUUUGUUUUUUUUUGACAUAAAUGUGAAACUACAUUAUUCUUGAAUGUCACGAGGGAGAUCAUCUGUCAUUGUCAAUUCUUGAUGGGUUUUUUAUCAAGCCAUAUGCAAAAGUUUCUCUGUAAAAUUACUUCUGUUUGCUGCUAUGUAGUAUGCAUUUAGAUGGAACAGUCAUCAGUGCAUAAAAGUUUUCAUUUAUUGAGAAACAAAAAAGCUUUCACAACCUCUGUAAGACCAGGUCAAAAUACCUGGAUCAUGUAUAGCUCUAGGGCUAGCAAAAAUCUGGUACUAGAAGUGUUUUUCACUUAAAAAAGUGAAAAAGGUUACGUAUUAUGUGAGCUGGAAAUUAAAUUUGCAAAACUCUGAAUUUUUUUGAAAUUAGAAGUUGCAACAAAGAUCAGAUUUUCCACAGGUGCAGUCACUGUUUUGUGGCCCAGCUCUCAAUAAAUCAUAGAAUCACAGGCCAGCCUGGGUUGCAAGGGAUCUUAAGAACAUCUUGUUCCAAUCCCCCUGUCAUGGGCAGGGACACCUUCCUCUAGACCAAGUUAUUCAGAGCCCCAUCCAGUCCAGCCUUGAACACUUUCAGGGGUGGGCCAUCCACAGCUUCUCUGGGCAAUCUGUUCCAAUGCCUCAACAACCUCACAGUAAAGGAUUUUUUCCAAAUAUCUAAUCUAAACCUGCCCUCUUUCAGUCUGAAGCCAUUCCCCCUUGUCAUGUGGCUAUGUGCCCUUGUAAAUAGUCUUUCACAGCUCUCUGGAAUUGUCUUGCUUACAGUUUUUAAUAACAAAACUAGAGUAGAUUUCCAACCUAGCCAGCCUGGGAUCAGAUGAACCUUCAUGUUUAUGUGAUAGGUGGACAGCUUUUGAAAGGAUUCAAGGUGUGAAACUCCAACUGCUAAGUUUGCUGCACCUGAUCUGGAUAAGUGAUAAAAUUAUGGCUGUCUUCAGAAGCACUGGUCAACAGAAAAGGGGAGUUCUCAGUGGGGGUAACUGUAAAAACAGAAUGGAAACGUGAUGAAGCAAAAUACGAUAUCUGCAGUCACUAAGUAUCUGCCCACAUCACUGGAGGCAGGAUUUGACCAUUAACCAUCCUGUUUCCAGUGUCAUGUCUAGAGGCAAUAUUAGAAAACAUCUUUGCUUACUAGGAUUAUUUCAUCAGACUCCUCACCAACAGGAACAGGCUUAAACAGAGUAAAAGCUGUUUGUAAAGGACCAUCCAGUGUCCUGAGGGGUACAAAGGUUUCUUGUUUCCCAGGAAGGAAAUCAUUCAGGAAAUCAUUCAAAAGGUCAAAUGACCUUUUGGCUGUAUUGAGCACCUUUGACUUGUCUCAGUACUGGCUCUUAGGACCAGUGUCAGCAGAAAGGGAGGAAUGGGAAGGAGAAGGGAAAGCAGCAGGGUGAAAGGGGAAAGCUGAGCAAGGGAAGCCCAAGGCUAGGGGAGGCAGGAGAGAGGAAGGGAAAGUACAAAAUAAAACCAUGGAACCCAGUAAUCAUUUGCAUAAUGUCUCAUUUGUCACAGUUGUCUUUGAUGUCCUGCUGGGGGGUCCCUCUGGACAAGGACUGCAUCAACUCUGUGUCCCAGUGUGUGCUGCUCCAUUCUGAAAAGGUUUAAUAAAGUUGGUUGUUAGUGAUAAUAUCUCAGUGUUUCAAAAUUAACAUCCACAACAUGUGUAUUUAUUUCUCACAGGAACGUUGAAGAUGAAGCUUGCCAGGGUUGGAGGGGAAAUAUAGAGUACAGUGUUUUUAUUACUGCCUCAGUUGUUGCUCCAAGGUCUCUCAUGCAAAGUUUUGUUGAGGUAAUUCAGAUCCCAUCAUUUCUAAACAUUCAAACUUUUCCAUUUUUUGCACGACAGAUAGCUACACCUCAGUGUGACCACAAUGGAUUGCUGUGUCUGCAGCACCUCUGCAAGAACCUGUGAGAGAUUUUGGUGAGAACAGCUUAGCAGUGCAAGAGCAACCUCAAGCUACAGAUUAAGAAUUGCUGUUUUCCUGUGUAGUACUAUAUGAUACUGAAAUAAAAUUCUCUUGAGAUGAAAAA